Misgurnus anguillicaudatus (oriental weatherfish) is the source of this 621-nucleotide messenger RNA. It is a transcript of the gene fabp10b, whose product is annotated as fatty acid binding protein 10b, liver basic. The record is from RefSeq and is a predicted model, not a curated record. Gene Ontology annotation, molecular function: lipid binding. NCBI's taxonomy places the organism in Eukaryota, Metazoa, Chordata, Actinopteri, Cypriniformes, Cobitidae.
CAACAUUCAGCCUUCAUCUCAUUCAGAGCUCAGUGCUUUUCCCACAUCUUGACUUGCUUUUAGUGAAUCAUGGCAAUGGAUUUCAAUGGAGAUUGGAAACUUUAUGAACAGGAGAAUGCUGAAGAGUUUCUCAAAGCUAUCUCUGCUCCAGUUAUGUACCUUAAAAUGAUGAAUGAAGUGAAACCUGUAACGACGAUACAUCAGCACGGAGAUGAAUUCACGAUCUGUGUGAAAUCGCCGAUCAGAAAGCACACAAACUCCUUCACCAUCGGCACUGAGACUCAAUUCAACACCAUAGACGGCAAACAAAUCAAGGGAAUCGCACGACUGAUCGAUGGCAAGAUUGUGAUUGAAACGGAGAAGUUUACACACGUGAGAGAGAUUCAGGGAGAGGAGAUGAUAGAGACAAUCGCUUGUGGAAACGCACAACUCAUCCGGAGAAGCAGACGUGUUUAAUUUGCGAUUGUUAAGAGCAUGCAAAUAUUUGUACACUUUGAUUCAAAUGAUCCGAAUGUGUGUGCGUAUCUAACACACUGUUAUUCAUCAUAGCGCCUGUAGAUGGCACUGCUGACACUAUUAGUUGUUGUGUUCUUAUAAAGAAAUAAAGAACAUAACCCUGAA